Messenger RNA from Bursaphelenchus okinawaensis, 1310 nucleotides. Lineage: Eukaryota; Metazoa; Nematoda; Chromadorea; Rhabditida; Aphelenchoididae. The record is from the annotation of a GenBank genome assembly.
AUGGCCACCGCUCCCGAAAUCCUCACCAAUGAUGACAGUUUGAGGAAACUGUUCGCGCCCAGCCUCAACGCCAGCCUAGCCGGCAAUCCUACGCUUCCAACUCUGCGCACCGUAUGUGAAAAAAUGUUAGAAGAAAACAGAAAGAUGUGCAACAUUUUGGACCGCGACCUUCGCUGGCAUGCCCAGUCCCAUCUCAAGACGGCCAACAUCACUGCCCAGCAUGAUAAACACUUGAUAUCGCUUAGAACCGGCUUGGAACGACAGCUCCAAGAACACCAGCAGAGCGAAACAGCCUUGAACAAGCAAGUUUUAGACUUAAGAAGCUCUUACACUAAAUUAUCUCAGGUUCCUGCCCAGAAGAAGUGUGUGAUGAGCUUGGAAAUGCCGUAGAUGAAGCUAAAGUUGAAGCCGUAAACGAGGAGGAUCAUGAGGAAGGUAGGCAGCGGUGAAUAAGUAGGAGAUUAAAGUUUUGAGCUGAAAAGUUUGCUUGAGUGACAGUGAUGCUUUUAGUUGACGAAGUGGUUGAUGAGGAGGAAGGCCAAGCUGGUGGUGAAGUAGGUGAAGGCGCGGAAGAGCGACAUGGUGAUGAUCAGCCCGCUGAUGAGAAUGAAGAGGAUAAAUUUGGAGCUCGAUUGGUCGAUCAACAGCUACCAGAUCUGGGCCAUUUGAGUGGUGAGUAAAAAAAUAGGUGUUAGUUGGAAGGAGGGAGAGGGGUAAUCAGGGCAUAUGUGGCCAUUGUACAUUAAACAAGCUCGGCGUAAGAUUAUCCAUCAAAAACAACGGUCACAUCAAAUGAGAAACGCGGUGCGAAAGUCAAAUUUACCAGAUACACGAGAAAGUUCAAAUUUUACCAGGUACACGAGGAAGCUCAACUUACUGGACCUUGCGAAUUGAAUAUAGAAGUCGCAGUAAGUGCUUUGGACAAACCAUGUGUUUUAAAAGGAAUACGUAGAAAUCGCCAAAUCGGAAUGACUGGUGCUGUUCCGGCUUUUAGCAUUCCAGAUGACAUGAUCGUAAGCUUUUGAACUUAUUUAAAAUUUAAAAUACUUGUAUAAAAGUUACAAGAAGUUCAACUUUUAAUAAAAUUCACAAAAAAAUAUACUUAAUAUUCUAAUACCAAUAUUUGGUUGUUGCAAAUUCCGCGAAAUGGGAUUAGAAACGAUGCGUUAGAGAACAUAAUCAAUCAGAAAAGUGAGCAACCUAAUAAAAAAAUACCUUUUUCUUGCUAAUGCACAUGAUUUACGGGCCCUUCACAAUUGUAAAUAUAUUCAGAUGGAUGGUACCCACCCAACUUGUCCAGCUCCCUUUGA